AUGCUGGGCAUCGCACCAAAGGCGGCGGGCCCAUCGGCCGCGCAAGAGCAGCCAAACCUGAACGCCACAGCCGCCUCUAGUGGCGCAUCAACCAGACCGAGCGCGGCAGUCUCCGCCUCGACGACGACGACGACGACGCCGGCGCUCUCGCUCCCUUCGCUCAACGCCCUCUUUGCGCACCGCCUCCGGACGCAGCCAGACACGCCCGUCGUGUGCAUCCCCGCCCCCUCGCAACAACCGGGUGCGGACCUGGUGUACGACGAGUACUCGUACCGCCAGCUCGACCGCCUCGUCUGCCGCCUCGCCGCACAAUACUCCCCACGGCUGCCACCGCGCAGGCUGGGUCAGCCGACGCAGUGCGUCGCCUUCAUCGCCAGCAGCUCGUUUGACUUUAUCAUCAACGAGAUGGCCCUCUCUCGCCUCGGGUACUCCGUCUUCUUCCUCUCGGUCAACAAUUCGGUCGCGGCCCAGGUGCACCUCGUCAAGGCCACCAACGUCGGCCGCAUCCUCUACAGCCCAGACCAGAGGGCCUCGGCCGAACAGGUCGCCCAGCAGCUGCCCGGCGUCGAGAUCGAGGCGUGGAUCGGCCUCGGCGACCUCAGCCCGGGCACCGACGACGCCCACGACGAGCAGCAGCACCGCAUCGCAAGCCACUGGUCGCACGCCGAUGAGAGCUCCGAGACCGCCUUCAUCGUCCACUCGAGCGGAUCCACCGGCUUCCCCAAGCCCAUCUACAUUACCCACAAGGCGUCGGUGGCCAACGUCUCGAACUCGUUCCGCAAGGACGCCUUCGGCGCGGCGCCCCUCUUCCACAACUACAGCCACGCAUCGCUCUGGCGCGCCAUCUACGCCGGCACCCGCUUCUACGUCCUCAACGCCGCCGUGCUCCAGGCCGACCUUCUGGUUCGGGCCAUGCGCGGCGCGUCGGUCAAGCAGUUCUAUGCCGUGCCCUACCUGCUGAAGAUGCUCGCCGAGCACCCGGACGGCCUCGACGUGCUCCGCAAGCUCGACCUCGUCACGUUCGCCGGCAGCGCCUGCCCCUCGGAGAUCGGCAACCACCUGGUCGCCAACGGCGUCAAGCUCGUCGCCCUCUACGGCGCCACCGAGGUGGGCCAGCUCAUGACCAGCUUCCGCGACUUCGACUCGGACCCGGACUGGGACUUUGUCCGCCUCAACCCGGCCUUCCGCCCAUAUGCCGCGUUCGAAGGCGUCGGCGCCGACGGCGGAGCUCCCUACGAGCUCAUCGUCAAGCCCGGCUGGCACGCCAUGACCAAGACCAACCGUCCCGACGGCAGCUACGCCACGAGCGACCUGUUUGAGCCGCACCCGUCGAUCCCCGACGCCUACCGCUUCGUCGGCCGCUCCGACGACACCCUCGUCCACUACAACGGCGAAAAGACCAACCCGGUCCCCAUCGAGCUGGCCAUCCGCUCCAGCCCGCUCGUGGCCGACUGCCUCGUCUUUGGCGCCGGCCGCGCCCAGGCCGGCGUCCUCAUCAUCCCCUCGCCGGCGGCGCACCGCGAAGGCCAGACCGAGCUCGAGCUGCGCGACUCGAUGCUCGACGCCGUCGCCGUCGCCAACGCCGAGGCGCCCUCGCACUCGCGCAUCGUGCCCGAGAUGAUCAAGGUGCUGCCUUUCGGUUCCAAGUUCACCUCGGCCGACAAGGGCUCGCUGAUCCGCGCCAAGGCCACCCAGGCCUUCGCCGCCGAGAUCGACCAGGUCUACCAGGACUACGACACCGGCCGCGUGCUCGGCGUCGACGACAGCGACAAGGUCGCCCUCGAGUCCGAGCAGCAGGCCCUCGAGAUUGUCGCCGAAGUCGUCGGCAUCGACGGCGCCGCGCCCGGAGACGACCUCAUCGCUCUCGGCCUCGACUCGCUCGGAGCGACCCGCGUCCGCAACACGCUCCAGGCGCGAUUGCAGCUCCCUGCUCAGCUCGGCACCAACGUCGUCUUCGAGAACCCGACGAUCGCCAAGCUCGCUCACCACGUGUUUGCCUUGGCGACCAACCAGCAGAUUGACGGCGGCGCCGAUGUCCAGGCAGCGCAGCUCCAGGCCAUGGACACGCUCUACGAUGAGUGCCGCGGCAUGAUCAACGGCCCCGCGUCCGGAUCCGCCGUGGCCGCGACCGCUGCCACCAAGGGCGAGCCGGUCACUGUCGUCCUGACCGGCUCGACGGGUUCACUCGGCGCCCACAUCGUCAACCAGCUGGCGCAGCUCUCGAGCGUGGCGCGCAUCGUCUGCCUCAACCGAGCUUCGUCCGACGAGGACGCAGUGCGUCGCACCGAGGCGUCCCUCAAGGUCCGCGCCCUGCCUGACCUCGCCGAAAUCCAGAGCCAGUCGAGCGGCGUCAAGGUCGAGGCGUACGCUUCGGACCUUUCGCGAGCCGACCUCGGCCUUGCACCCUCGCUGCUCUCGACGCUGCAGUCGACGCCGGGCCUCGUCGUGAUCCACAACGGCUGGCCGGUCAACUUCAACAUGUCGGUCGAGUCGUUCCGCCCGGCCCUCGUGUCGGCCGUGCACCUCAUCAACCUGUCGCUGCAGAGCGGCGGCCGCUUCCUCUUUUCCUCGUCCGUCUCUGCCGCGACGAGGCGGAGGGGAUCGCAGGUGGUCGAGACGAUCUCGGAAGAUGUGCGGGAUGCGCAGGAGAUGGGCUACGCGCGGUCCAAAUGGAUCGUCGAGCGCCUCUGCGGCCACGUCAACCGGCUCGGCGGCGCCGCGCUCGUUCUCCGCAUCGGCCAGAUGAUCGGCGACAGCGAGCGGGGCGUCUGGAAUGAGACCGAGGCUAUUUCGCUCAUGAUCAAGAGCGGCCAGACGGUCGGCUGCCUACCUGCGCUAUCCGAGAGCGUCUCGUGGCUGCCGGUCGACCACGCCGGUUGGAUCAUCGCCAACCUCGCCGCGGCCUCGCGGGCCGACCGAGGCCAGGGCGUCGUCGCCGAGGAUGAGCAGCCGGAGGUGGUCCACGUCCUCAACCCAUCGCUCACGCCGUUCACCCAGAUCCUCGAGUACCUCGGCCCGCUGGCAUCGUCCGUCGUUCCCGUCGACGAGUGGCUCGACCGCCUGGCCCAGUCGAACCCGGACGUCACCGUCAACCCAACUUACAAGCUGCUCGGCUUCUUCACGGAGAAGUACCGACCGUCGGCCGAGUCGCUGCGUCAAUUCGAGAGCGAGGAGGGAAGGGGCAGGAGGGACGCCAAGGUGUGGCAGACGAGCAGACUUCAGAGCCUGUUCAAGGGAUUCGGAAUGGAGGCCGAGCUCGCACAGAGGUCAGCACCCGUGUCCAAGCAGACCGUGGACCGGAUCUUGGCCGUCUGGAGGAGCACUGGGUUCCUGCAGUGA
This is a messenger RNA of Pseudozyma flocculosa PF-1, 3339 nucleotides long. RefSeq lists its product as uncharacterized. The coding region runs from base 1 to 3339 and encodes 1112 amino acids. The record is from RefSeq and is a predicted model, not a curated record. The transcript is spliced from 2 exons. NCBI's taxonomy places the organism in Eukaryota, Fungi, Basidiomycota, Ustilaginomycetes, Ustilaginales, Ustilaginaceae. Gene Ontology annotation, molecular function: phosphopantetheine binding.